Molecule: messenger RNA, 1239 nt
Organism: Diabrotica balteata
Lineage: Eukaryota; Metazoa; Arthropoda; Insecta; Coleoptera; Chrysomelidae
Source: the annotation of a GenBank genome assembly
AUGGAUCCGCCUGUGGACAAAUAUUAUCUAACGUAUAUAACAUUUUUAGUACAUGGCAUAGGAAUACUGAUGCCUUGGAAUAUGUUUAUUACAGCUAUUGGGUAUUUUACACAGUACAAACUGUCAGCAUCAUAUAUUGGAUACGACUUUCCGUUUUUAUCGAAAUUUAUGCAAUAUUUAACAUUUUGCUCACAAAUACCUGCAGUCAUAUUGAGUUGGAUGAAUAUUUUUGUGACAAUGAAAGGAAAAUUGACCCUUAGAAUUGUUUGGAGUAUAGGGGUUGUUAUUGUAGUAUUUAUUUUCACUAUAUUUAUGGCAAUGCUAGAUACUAGUAAUGCACCAAAUUUCUUCUUUUGGUCAACGAUGUUAUGUGUCGUGAUAAUGAAUAGUGCCAAUGGAGUUUACCAAAACAGUAUAUUUGGUUUAAUAGCAAAAUUGCCCGGCAAAUACACAGCGGCAGUCAUACUGGGAAACAACAUUAGUGGAACCUUUGCCUCUAUCGUCAGCCUAAUAUCUAAACUAAGUACUCCAAAUCUAAAACUGGCUGCAAUAUGGUAUUUUAUUAUGGCUCUUUUUGUACUUUUGUUAUGCUUCGACACGUAUUUUGCCCUGCCUCUGAAUAAAUACUAUCGAUUUUACGAUGAACAUGAAAAGCAAGUAGAACAGCAAGCUAAAAGCUCUACUGGUGAAACAGAAAGACCACCUUAUUGGAAAAUUACUAAGCAAGCGUUUCCCCAGUUGGCAAACGUAUUUUUAGUGUUUUUUGUAACUCUUGCAGUUUUUCCAGCUCUUCAAGCAGGUAUUCAGAAAAGUAACAAAAACUUCUUUGUUUCUGACUAUGUUUACGUAGAUGUUAUGUGCUUCUUGACAUUUAAUGUAUUUGCAAUGAUUGGUUCUUGGUUGCCUACAUAUGUUAUAUGGCCUGGUCCAAAAGUACUGUGGAUACCUGUUACAGUAAGACUAAUAUACAUACCUCUGUUUUUAUUCUGCAACUAUCAAGUGGACGGAGUCACUCGAAAUUUACCCGUGCUUAUCAAAAACGACUAUAUUUACUUUCUCAUAGGAGCAACAAUGGCUAUUUCAAGCGGAUAUUUAAGUUCACUGGCUAUGAUGUAUGCUCCUGGUACGGUGGAAGAACGUUAUGCCCAAACAGCAGCAAUGAUUGCAGCAGCAGCUCUACUAUCUGGAAUAUUCACCGGUAUUCUUAUUGCUUUUAUGUGGCCAGAAGUAAUUGGCUAG